CACAGCCCCAUCGAUCUGCCGGGUGUUGUCCUCCGCCNGUCAUGCAUUACCACUCCGUGGAGAAUGGAUUUAGGUUGCCCCUCCACGGCCUGCUCCGCGACCUCUGCCUCCAUUUCGGAUUUGCUCCGGGUCAAUUGACUGCCAACGCGCACAAGUACAUCGCGUCCUACAUCUUGCGGUGCUGUGCCCUGGACAAGACCCCGAAACUGGACGAAUUCCUUCUCCUCUUCAGUAUCGGUGGUUUCCCCUUUUACAGCCUAUACCCCCAUAACCAUUUUCCCAUUUUUGAGAAGGUUGAGCUCAAGAUCGACAGAUGGUCACUGAAAUACUUCGUUAUUGAGUUUCCGGCUCACAGCCCCAUCGAUCUGCCGGGUGUUGUCCUCCGCCAUUCCAUUUCCCGGACGAAAUUUGCCACAGCAGACUUAGCGGAGGGAGUGUAUAAUGCCUUGAGGGAGAUGGGGGGUUUAAUUUCCCACCACUCUCUCCAAGAUGCUAAGUUGUACAAGAAGGCAGAGUCCAACCCAUCCGCAAGCUCUCCUGGAAAUCGGCCCCAAGGUGGUUCCACUACCUUGGUUGUGCGCAAUCCGGAUACUGCUCUGAAUGUUGUUCCUAUCUCUGCCAUCCCCGGGCUCAGGAGGCCCACUCCGUCCCAGAAACGGCCACGGGAAGGUGUCUCCGAUGAUGAUUUCCUUCCCAAGAAGAACAAGGGUGACAGUACUUCUGUUUCGCCCAGCCCCCUGUCCAACUCUUCCGGUACCCAGAAUGCCACUCCUGCUGCUACAUCCGGGGUUUUGGAGUUAUCCCACCCGGAUAGACUUGAUUGUGAGGAAGAAGAGCCUAGGGACCAGUCUGCGCUCAGAAAACCCAUAACGCAGCCUCAGACUGAGGCGUCCGGUUCCUCGCCACAUGCCGUAACCACCCCCCAUAUAAUGGAUGAAGAAGGGAUGAAGCAGAAAGAACCGGAGUCCUCCCCUACAGCAGAGAGGGAGGUCGAAGUGCAGACGGAGACGGAAAUCUCCCACCCGGAGGAGAAUGAGGCUGGAGAGCAGAGGGAUGCUGAAGUUUCUCCAGAAGUGAGGAAAGAGGCUGAGGCGCAGCAGACUCAGGAGGAGCAGCUGGAGCCAGAGGAACGACAUCCCGCCACUGCAUCCCCAGCCGUCAGUCUCCCCAUCCGGCGCAAGUUCACACCACAAACUUAUCCUGUCUUUACAGAGAGUUGGGCAGACUUCUCCCGUGGUCUGAGGUCCUUGCAAGCCUCCCAUUGGACCAUCCAGGCAAAUCUUGAGAGGAUGAGGGAAUCCGUGCAGGGGCCUGCAAUUCCCCAGGCCCGUCCCGACUUGCUUGCCCUCAAUGCUCUGCACCUCAUGGAGCAGGCCCAGCAAUCACUCCUCACUUUGACUGAGGAGGGUGGAGCAUCAGGGAACUAUCGGGCUGUAGUGCUCCUGAGGGAGAGGGAACUGGCUGCCAGAGCCUUACAACAGAAGGUCGACUCCCUAGAACAACAAGUCCAAAUCCUGCAAGGGGAGAAUGCUCGGCUCAAGGCAGAUGGCUCAAUGGAGCUAGAAGCUGAGAGAUCCAAGGUCCAGUCCUUACAAGAGCAGAUUGCCAAUUAUCAAAAGGAAACCCAGGAUCUGGAAGUGCAAUUUAACAGAUUACGGGCACAGAUCUCCAUUCUGGAAUCCAGGGUCUCGACUUCAGAAAACCAGACAAGAAGCCUGAAAGCUGAGUUGGUUGAAAGGGAAUCCCGGAUUUCUGAACUGGAGAAUUCCCUCCAGGAGGCCAAGUAUGAGGGCUCCCGUCUUAACGAGCUUGCACUGAAGCACAUGGAGGCAAGACGGCUUACCCUCGAGAAGUUGAAGGAAGAGAGACAGGCUGCAAGUGAGCUCCGGUCAAAGAUGGAGGAUCAGGAGAAGGCAAUUGCUGCUCAUCAAGAGGAGGUGGCCACUCUGGUUGCCCGCGCUGGAGCCCUCUACGAAGAGGGAAAAUUUGACAUGCAGCAAUGUAUCUACGGGGCACUCUUGAGUGGUCUCCUGGAGAACCGCACUUUGGAUGACUUCAUCUCCUACUAUGGGGAGGAGAAUAACCCUCAUCUCCCCCCACAAGCUUCAGGGAGUGUGCCUCCGGGUCCCAGCGUGCUUCCUAACAGUGCCAGGGCGGAAGUCUCUCCUGGCUGUCCUGGCACUUCUCGUCCACAGAAGAGACGCAAUCCCCACUCAGGAGCUUCCCGUCUGGUCUCUGGUGUGAGGCCUUCUUCUCAGGGUUCCCCUUCCCCUCAGCAGUUGUAUGGACAGCCACCUGAGGAAUGGGGGGACUACGACAUGGGAGGAAAUAGGCUUCCAUUUAUACGCAUCCUGGAAGGACGGAACCUUCCAGGAUCCACCUCCUCCUGCCGUAUAACUGGAGACAGGCCUUGAAUCCUUCCCUCAUGCCCUACCGUCCCCCUGGUCUGAUUUCAGAGGGACGACCGGAUGGUGCCGAAGGAGGGAAUGCCUGUCAAUCCCAACCCGUUGGUUCCCUUUCGUAUCUUUUGAAUGUCAUGAAGGGAGACUGGUGGGCGCCUUCACGGGAAUGACUGGAUGGUAU
Messenger RNA from Cuscuta campestris, 2583 nucleotides. Lineage: Eukaryota; Viridiplantae; Streptophyta; Magnoliopsida; Solanales; Convolvulaceae. The record is from the annotation of a GenBank genome assembly.